AGCUGUCCAUCUUUUUCAGCUGAGCUGAGGUGCAUGUGUCCUCCCUGUUCUCAUCUCGUUGAAGUUGCUGCUCUUGACUCUCUUCCCUCUUCCGAGGCUUUCAAUUACCCCCGUACGGUUCAAUCUUCAGCCUACACUGCCCCGUGCUCGAUAUAUACCCCACUUUGAAGCUUAUAUUAACUUCUUCGGCUUCCCGCUUGUUCAGCCAACUCGCCCACAUUCACCUUCAGAGCUGACUAGCUUCAUAUACCUCGCGUUUUUGUGUUUGGACCUUUGAGAUACCAUGGAGUCACGGAGAACAAGUUUGAUAUCGGACAAGGGCUCUGCUGGGAAUUUCGAAGCAAUGUGCGAAUCUGCCUCGCGGCGUGCUUUGCAGUACGAAGUUCAAAUGAAGGACUUGGAGUCAACACUCGCUCAGGACUUGAGCAACGCUCGUGCCAUCGACACCAUACUUAGCGAAGUCAUCCAGGGUCUUCGAAGUACACAUCGUCGGUCACACAACGCAUUAACCUCAACGAUCCCUCAGACCGUCCACUCCCUGGGGGACGACUUGGCGGCGUUGAACGAGCUUGGUGAUGAUUUACCUAAUGUUGGGCGCCAAACACGGGACAUUCGGAAUAUUUACGAUAGAGGACGGGACAAGGCAAAAGAUUUGGUAGCGUCUUUAGAAUGGCUUAACACUCCAAUCCCGCUACGUUUGCGCGCAAUCAUCUUUACUCGAGACGCUCCGGUUGAUGCACGGUGGAAAGCACUCAUUCGUUUCCUCUUCGCGCUCGUAUUUCUCGCUUGCAUAUGGAUCACUUGGAUCACAUUGCGCGGUGCCAUACGCGCGCAUCGACAAAGACUUGUUUGGGGUGAACGUCUCAUGAGCUGAGACGCACUGCCGAUUAUCACGCCCUCACCUCGGUCCACCUUGCCUCAGCCCACUUUUCCCUGUUCUCCUCAUCUAUCGUCAUCUCCACCUUUCCACCUGCGCCACUUCCUCUCACUCUCCCGGUUUGCACAUAUGCGAUGUUGGUUCCGUUAUCUCCAUCAUAUAGUCUUGCUCAGACGCUUCUGCUUCUAUUUUUCUCCAUGCAUCACGUCAUUCAUCAUUCACCCUUCUAUCAAUCCAUCGUGCUUUGCUCCGACGCUCCCUAAACCCCUUUCUCAUCUUCAUCUCAUCUCAUUUCACUUUACUUCUUCUUUCUUCAUCCGAACAUGCUUUGCUUCUUGUACCAUAUUACGUCAUCUUUUCUUAAGCCUACAGUCUUAUAUCUUCCUUUGUCCGUUUCGGUUUCUUUGUUUGCUACAUGGUUCGUUUUGCUGGUUCCUCAUCUCGGUACUUCGUCGCACUACUUCCUUUCCUACACUCUGCAUCCGGGCCUCCCAGACCUCCUCCUUCUCGCCAUUGCUACUGCUGCUGCUUAUCUCCGAAGCUCAAUGUAUCAUUAUUGUUGUAUAUACGUAAAUACAGCUCAUCUACAUAG
Molecule: messenger RNA, 1469 nt
Organism: Somion occarium
Lineage: Eukaryota; Fungi; Basidiomycota; Agaricomycetes; Polyporales; Cerrenaceae
Source: the annotation of a GenBank genome assembly